CACUUGCAGAAGCUGCUAGUACUGCUGAAGUAGCUAAAGAUAAAUUUCUCAAAAUUAAUCUUAAUUAGAACUUUUCUAAAUAAGUGAUCAUGGAAUGGAGGAAGUGUUAUCUUGAUGCUGUACUUGUACCUCUGGCCUUUCUGGUAUCAGUGAGUUACCAUGCAUGGCUAUGGCACAGAGUUCGAAGCCAGCCGCUUUCGACCGUCGUCGGAACUAAUGCAAGAGGUCGCCGAUUGUGGGUCGCCGCCAUGAUGAAGGACAAUGACAAGAAAAACAUACUAGCAGUCCAAACCCUCCGCAACACCAUCAUGGGCUCCACCCUGAUGGCCACCACCUCCAUCCUCCUCUGCGCCGGCCUCGCCGCCGUCGUCAGCAGCACCUACUCCAUCAAAAAGCCCCUCAACGACACCGUCUACGGCGGCCACGGCGAGUUCAUGAUCGCCCUAAAAUACGUCUCACUCCUUUUAAUCUUCCUCGCCUCUUUCAUGUGCCACUCCCUCUCCAUCAGGUUCAUAAACCAGGUGAAUUUCCUCAUCAACACGCCGCAGGACGACGCGAUGGCGCGCGUGGUCACUCCGGCGUACAUUUCGGAGCUGUUGGAGAAAGGGUGCGUGUUGAACACGGUGGGGAAUAGGGUGUUCUACUCGGCAUUGCCGGUUUUGCUGUGGAUAUUUGGGCCGGUUCUUGUGUUUAUGUGUUCGGUGAGUUUGGUGCCGGUUCUUUAUAAUCUUGAUGUGGUGUUUGUCAAGGAAAAAGGGAAGGGUGGUGAAUUUGUGUGUGUUUAGAAGAGGUUAAAUAUUUUGUAAAUGAAUAAUUUCUUCCAAUUGCAAAAUAAUGAAGUUCCAUUUUAGUA
This is a messenger RNA of Daucus carota subsp. sativus, 853 nucleotides long. RefSeq lists its product as uncharacterized. The transcript is spliced from 2 exons. Bases 90 to 785 code for a protein of 231 amino acids. NCBI's taxonomy places the organism in Eukaryota, Viridiplantae, Streptophyta, Magnoliopsida, Apiales, Apiaceae. The record is from RefSeq and is a predicted model, not a curated record.